This is a messenger RNA of Trichoderma gamsii, 273 nucleotides long. RefSeq lists its product as hypothetical. The record is from RefSeq and is a predicted model, not a curated record. The transcript has a single exon. Lineage: Eukaryota; Fungi; Ascomycota; Sordariomycetes; Hypocreales; Hypocreaceae. Bases 1 to 273 code for a protein of 90 amino acids.
AUGGGCCAAUUCGACUGGUUCAAGAAAAUCGGCGCCACCGACGAGGCCGUGGCCGUCCUCAACGACCAGCCCUACCUCUUCACCGUCCUGCUCGUCGUCAUCGUCACCCUUCUGGUGCAGGGCGGCGUGCUCUAUGCCAUCCACUGGGGCACUUUCAAGGAUUCGCAGAAGAAGCAGCCCAAGAAGGGCGGUAAAUCCGGCGGCGGCCUGAUCAGCAAACUCACGGGAGGUGGAAGCAGCGACAACGGCCGCCGUGCCGCUGGUGGCAGCUAA